AUGAACAUAAUAAUGGACAUCUUGAACAGAGUCGUGUAUGCAGAAGAGGAUUAUUUAGCCAACAGAGUUGGUAGAGAGAGAUUGCUGGAGGACAUAAAGCAUCUUCGGAAAGAGUACAAGACUUCAAUAUCCAGUGAUUCUGGUAGAGAAGGAAUAAAGUUCAAAAUGGCACUAUUAUUUGUUCUUAGAAGAGUAAAGCACAAGAUUCUGUUUGAAGACAGACUUGUGGAGGUUAUCGACUCUGAGAUAACUUUUAUUAAAGAGUGUGUGAAAAGCAUAAUAUCGGAGCCUAUUAGGACUGGUCUGGUAGAGGCCACCAAGUAUAUUCAACACGAAACAGAGCGUAAAUGCUCUAAGCCAAAGACCAGGGCCAACUUUCCUAUGGAUACUUCCCAACUUUUGAGAUCUUGGCUUAAAGAGAACAUGGACAACCCAUAUCCAUCAGAUGCAGAAAAGGCCUACCUUUGCCAGAAGACUGGGCUCGGACCGGCGCAAAUCAACAACUGGUUUAUAAACGCUCGAAGAAGAAUUCUGCCGUUCAUGAAAGGAAAAUGUACCAACUUCAAAUAA
Molecule: messenger RNA, 570 nt
Organism: Encephalitozoon romaleae SJ-2008
Lineage: Eukaryota; Fungi; Microsporidia; Unikaryonidae
Product: TALE/PBX transcription factor
Exons: 1
Coding region: 1-570 (189 amino acids)
Biological process (GO): regulation of DNA-templated transcription
Molecular function (GO): DNA binding
Source: RefSeq, a predicted model, not a curated record